Messenger RNA from Selaginella moellendorffii, 1101 nucleotides. Its product is annotated as pentatricopeptide repeat-containing protein At1g62260, mitochondrial-like. The record is from RefSeq and is a predicted model, not a curated record. Gene Ontology annotation, molecular function: protein binding; RNA binding. The transcript has 2 exons. Gene Ontology annotation, biological process: RNA modification. Lineage: Eukaryota; Viridiplantae; Streptophyta; Lycopodiopsida; Selaginellales; Selaginellaceae. Bases 1 to 1077 code for a protein of 358 amino acids.
AUGGAUGAGCCCUUGGCGGUAACCCUAUCCAGGGUGAAAGAAUCGAUCCAGCAAUACGGUAGCGGCGCUAGCGGCGCCAUUUUCUCCAAUCUCGCGGCGCUCGUCCAGAGAUGCGGCAAGCUCAGCGCGAUCGCGGAGGCCAGGCAAGCGGAGGAUCUCAUCCUCGGAUCCGGGCUGGGAGGCGACAGACUGCUGGGGAAUCUGGUGAUCCAGAUGUAUGGGCGCUGCGGUGAUGUCCAGGGUUGUCGAUCGGCGCUGGCCCGGAUCAAGAGCCCCAAUGUGUUCUCGUGGACAAUCCUGAUCGAGGCAUUUGCCCAGAAUGGGCAUUUGUGGGAGGCGGUGGAGGUGUUUGAGGCGAUGCCUGAGAGGAAUGUGGUGUCAUGGACGACUAUGGUGAAAGCGUUUGCUAGCUAUGGGGAGAUUGAGCGGGCGAAAGAGAUAUUUGAGAAGACGCCUGGGAAGAAUGCUACGACGUGGAACGCGAUGCUAGCCGCAUUUGCCGAGAAUGGGCAAGAGGGACAGGCCAUAGAGCACUUUGGACGCAUGAACUUGGAAGGAUCUAAGCCGGACUCUAUCACCUUUGUGAUCAUUCUCAACGUUUCCUCCCGCGCUGCGGGCUUCUGCUCAAGAGCUAAGGUGAAGAUCCUCCAGACGAUGAUCGAGAGUGCUGGAUUUGCCGCUGACUUGAAGAUUGGAAAUGGAUUGAUCGGCUUAUUCGGCCACUGCUGUCCCGACGAAGCGAGGAGGAUUUUCGAUGAGAUGCCCGAGCGAGAUAUAGUUUCGUGGAACAGCAUGCUGUGGGUUUAUGCCAGCAACUCUUUCGCGGACAAAGCUAGAAAUUUCUUCGAUUCCAUGGUUGCAAAGGACGUGGUUUCUUGGAACACUAUGAUCGCGUCAUACGCUCGUCAACUUGGCAGUGGCAAGAACGUGAUGGAGCUCUUCCACUUGAUGUGUUUAUCAGGGAAAUACACGGGAGAGUCUACGAGGAUGGACUUGGAAGCGAUGUUGUCGUCGGGACUGCUCUUGUUAACACGUAUGGAAAGUGUGGGAGCGUGCGGGAUGCUCGAAGAACACUAGGAGAGAUUGAAAACCCGGACGUUA